AUGGCGGAAGAUCGUAUGGAUGAAGAAGAUUUAGACGACAAAUUCAACAUAGAUGAAUAUAAGGACAAGUUGUCACAUUUCAUACAGUCUCAUAAUCUAACUACUUUGAAAGUACAUAGUGAUUUAGAAACUAAUGAUAAAACACAGCAAGAAUCUGAUAAAAAUAACACCACUAAUAAUAAUAAUACGAUUACAGAUAUAGCAUCCUUCUUUAGUGAUUUAACAGAAGUAAUCCCACCAGAAAAUUUUAGCCCAGUAAUUGGGGAAAUCUAUAGAAGUAGUUUCCCUAGGAUAGAAAAUUUUAAAUUUUUGAGAGAUAGAUUAAAAUUGAAAUCUAUAUUAGUGUUGAUUCCUGAAGAGUAUCCUCCAGAAAAUGUUGAGUUCUUGAAUAAUUCGGGGAUACAAUUAUUUCAAAUUGGUAUGAGUGGUAAUAAAGAGCCAUUCGUCAAUUUACCUAGUGACUUAUUGACUAGAGCUUUAGAAAUUGUUUUGGAUCCGAAGAACCAACCAAUUUUGAUUCAUUGUAAUAGAGGAAAACAUAGAACCGGAUGUCUUGUCGGUUGUAUUAGAAAAUUGCAAAACUGGUCAUUAACCAUGAUCUUUGAUGAGUACAGAAGAUUUGCCUUCCCUAAAGCUAGAGCACUUGACCAACAAUUUAUUGAGAUGUAUGAAGAUGAGGAAAUCAAAACUAUAGCUUAUGAAAAAGGAUGGUUACCUCUUGAGUGGUAG
This is a messenger RNA of Arxiozyma heterogenica, 729 nucleotides long. It is a transcript of the gene SIW14, whose product is annotated as putative tyrosine protein phosphatase SIW14. The record is from RefSeq and is a predicted model, not a curated record. Gene Ontology annotation, biological process: protein dephosphorylation. The transcript has a single exon. Gene Ontology annotation, molecular function: inositol diphosphate tetrakisphosphate diphosphatase activity; phosphatase activity. Lineage: Eukaryota; Fungi; Ascomycota; Saccharomycetes; Saccharomycetales; Saccharomycetaceae. Gene Ontology annotation, cellular component: cytoplasm. Bases 1 to 729 code for a protein of 242 amino acids.